Pecten maximus is the source of this 1442-nucleotide messenger RNA. Its product is annotated as spliceosome-associated protein CWC15 homolog. The coding region runs from base 119 to 787 and encodes 222 amino acids. The record is from RefSeq and is a predicted model, not a curated record. Gene Ontology annotation, biological process: mRNA cis splicing, via spliceosome. Gene Ontology annotation, molecular function: RNA binding. Lineage: Eukaryota; Metazoa; Mollusca; Bivalvia; Pectinida; Pectinidae. The transcript has 7 exons. Gene Ontology annotation, cellular component: catalytic step 2 spliceosome.
CUUAAAUAAUAUUUUUUAGAGACUACAUUUUAACUUCCGGUAAUUUUACUGGAGCAACGUUGUGUGUAUUCGUAUAUUCAUCUGUUCGUUGUCUGUGGUUUUGCUCACGAGGUAAAGGAUGACAACUGCGGCUCGCCCAACAUUUGAGCCUGCCCGUGGAGGGAGAGGGAAGAAUGAAGGAGAUCUUAGUGCCCUGUCAAAACAGUACUCCAGUAGGGAUCUACCCUCACAUACCAAAAUCAAGUACAGACAGGAAGGACAGGGAACUGUUGAUGAACUGAGAGGACGUGAUUUCCGCCGUGAUCUUGAAGAUCGUGAGAGGGCAGUACGUGACAAACGAGACAGGAACAGGGAAUCUGGUAGCAGUAGCAGUGGAAGCAAGCGUCCUCGCCUGGAACAGAUCCCGGCUGCAAAUUUAGAUGCUGAUGAUCCUGUUGAUGAUGAGGAUGAAGAUGAUUCAUCCUCUGAUGAAGAUGACACUGCAGAGUUGAUGGCAGAACUUCAGAAGAUCAAAAAGGAACGAGCCAAUGAGCGGGUUCGAUUGGAUGCUGAGAAAAAAGUUGAAGAGGAGAGAAUUAGAACUGAGAAUAUUCUUAAAGGAAACCCACUGAUGAAUCAGGCUGAGGCCAAGGCAGCAGCAGACUUCAAAGUCAAGAGAAGAUGGGAUGACGAUGUGGUGUUUAAGAACUGUGCGAAGGCUGAGGAGGACAAGAAGAAAGGGCUGUUUAUUAAUGACACUUUACGUUCAGAGUUUCACAAAAAAUUCAUGGAAAAGUACGUCAAGUGAUUUAUUGUCACGAGACAUUUUAUUUCGUAAAAAUCAUUAGACAUUUUGAAAUCAGCAGUUCAUCUCUCACUCAUUGACCAGUAGUAACAUGUGUUCUAAUGAAGAUCUGUGUAGUCAUAUGUUAGUACUUACGAAUGAUGAUUUCACCAAUGGAACAUUCAUAUAUGACAGAAAAGAGGUGGAGUCUUAUUUGGUGAGCAAGAUUCACUUUGUAUGGAAACCACUGCACUAAACAUUGUACAGAGAAACAAGUGUCUGGACUAAAGGCAUUCUGAUUUAAAGUGGUUCCACUGUAUAUAGAAACCAUAGUGGUUAGACUAAAGAGAUUCCGCAGGGAUGAAAGUGUCCACAUCUCUGCUAUUCAGUGGUGAUAUACUUAUGUAUACUGUAUUUUUUUAAAUGAAAACUUCAAAGCAUCAAUAGUGAAAAGGCAAUGCUAUUUGGAAUUGGUUAAAAAUCACAUCAUUUCAAUAAAUUUUGAAAUAUUGAAAAAUCUAGGAUUUUGACCUGUAUCCUUUAAGAAGAUAUUUGUCAGUUGUUUAACCAAAGUGGUUUAACUAAGUAAUUUUCUAUGUAUAGAUUUUAAUGUGUCCUUGUAUAUGUAUUGUAUGAAGUAAUGUACAUGUAUGUAAAAUAAAACAUUUUAAAGAACUUA